Molecule: messenger RNA, 1172 nt
Organism: Stylophora pistillata
Lineage: Eukaryota; Metazoa; Cnidaria; Anthozoa; Scleractinia; Pocilloporidae
Source: RefSeq, a predicted model, not a curated record
UGUUCGUCAAAGGACGUUAUAAGGACAAGAAAUGUAAACUCACAUUUUUAUUAUCAGAAAUUGCAUUGUGUCUACUGCUGACAAACGGAAGAAAGGGAAACGGGUAGUGAAUUAGAUUGCAUAUGUCUUUCAAGUGUUAAUAAGGGUGGCUCCAUUACGAACAAAUGGCCUAACGCUCGGGCAUCAGCAGUUUAGAAAGUACCACUUUAAUAGUACAAUGCCAUCCCCUACCACACCCAUGAUAAGAGAACAAAAAUCAAUCUUUCGUAUGCAAAGGAAACUCAUCCCAGAGGAUGGAGACUACUUUACCAGUAAUAUUCGGCGUAAUAUAUUUCUUGGAAGAUCUGUUAGUGGCAAUCAGCAUUUUAAUCGCUUUGGGCUGCGAAGUGCGAAACCUGGCUAAAGGGAAUUAUUAUGAGGUAAAGCAAUGGCAAUUUAUCUUUUUCAUGAUUUGGGACACGUUCUUUGAAACAACCUCACUGCUCAGUUUAUUGUUGAUAUCAUUCGAGCGCCUUUACGCAGUUCGCUGGCCUUUCCGUCAUCGCACUUUGAGCACCAGAGCCUAUAUCUACAGUCUCGUCUUUUUGUGGAUUAUUGCUGUCCUUGUCCUCGCGUUUGCGUGUUUUUCGUUGGCCUUUGUUGAAUAUAGCAGAGUGAUUUAUUAUAUUACUGUCUUUAUUUUCUUGUUUGUGUUGAUUCUCAUCUGUGUAGGAUAUUUCUUUAUUUACCUGCAAACAAAACAGAAUAUUCCCGACGGAUUCCACCUGAGACGCAUACAACAAAACAAGAAAUUGAGCAAGACUCUCUGCAUUGUCACGUUUUCCUCCCUCGCCUGUUGGUUUCCUUCUAUCGUCAUAGCUCUAGCUAUCGAUUACACAAAGUACUACACUGCGAAUUCAUUGAACUUAACUCACUCGUCACACAAUCUUAUUCGUUUCUUCAAGAUCAUGCAAUACGGGAACUCCCUUAUCAAUCCCAUAGUUUACAGCUUUCGAAUGCCAUUGUUCAAGUCAGAAAUCAAGGAGUGCUUGAUUAAAAUCUUUGGGGCAACGGAAACAGUCAUCGGUGUAGAUCAACAAAUAGGUGUACGCUCUAAGCCAAGCAAACAGAAAGUUAUUAAUUUAGAAUUUCACGAUACGAAACUAUAAUGCUUUUAUGCAAGCAAGUCAUCU